Eutrema salsugineum is the source of this 735-nucleotide messenger RNA. RefSeq lists its product as uncharacterized. The coding region runs from base 1 to 735 and encodes 244 amino acids. The transcript has a single exon. The record is from RefSeq and is a predicted model, not a curated record. Lineage: Eukaryota; Viridiplantae; Streptophyta; Magnoliopsida; Brassicales; Brassicaceae.
AUGGAAAACAUCGUCCCAAACCCUAACCCUAAUCCGAAGGAAAGUGUUCCUUCUGCGAUCCAGUGCCCUAUGCUAAUGUCAAUGAGUUACACGUUGUGGGCUAUGAGAAUGAGAGUUCUUAUGCGAAUCCAUAAGGUGUGGAAAACAAUCAAACCUGGUUCGACCGAUCCUAACAAGAAUGAUAUCGCCAUAGGACUCAUCUUUCAAUCUGUCCCGGAGGUUCUUAUUCUGCAAGUCGGCGUACAAGACUCUCCAAAAAGGAUAUUUGAUGCGACCCAAGCAAGUCAUCUAGGAGCUGAUCGUGUCAAAGAAGUGAGGCUUCAAACCCUAAUGUCCGAGUUCGAGAGAAUCAAGAUGAACGAGUCGGACAAGAUAGAUGACUUCGCGGGAAAGUUAUCUGAACUAGCUUCAAAAUCGAUUUCUCUAGGGCAAACAAUUGAAGAACCAAAACUUGUGAAGAAGUUUAUCAACAGUUUACCUAGGAGUAAGUUCAUUCAUAUCAUCGCCUCUCUCGAGCAGGUGUUGGAUCUGAAGACGACGAGUUAUGAAGACAUAGUAGGAAGGCUAAAGGCGUAUGAAGAAAGAAUUCUCGAGAAGGAGAAUCAUGGAGAUACCCAAAGCAAGCUACUAUACGCUAACUCAGAUCAACAAAGCUUUUCAAGCUCAAGAGGGAGAAGACGUGGUAUAGGAGGCAGAGGAAACAGAGGACGAGGAAUAGGAGGCGGGUCUAACUGA